Messenger RNA from Oryza sativa Japonica Group (Japanese rice), 1892 nucleotides. The record is from RefSeq and is a predicted model, not a curated record. NCBI's taxonomy places the organism in Eukaryota, Viridiplantae, Streptophyta, Magnoliopsida, Poales, Poaceae.
ACGCUUUGAUGCACGGCUCCAUUCUCCACAAUCACCCACAAGUCGAAAACCCAACCUGAAGUCCUGAACACAGAACACCAAGAGAACCCACUAACGCAACACACAUACACACAAACAUCGACACAUCGUGUCCAUCGGAGGCACAGGAGAGAUGGCCGGCGCCGGACGCGACGAGCUGAAGCUGCUCGGCAUGUGGGCCAGCCCGUAUGUCAGCAGAGCCAAGCUCGCGCUCCAACUCAAGGGCGUGAGCUACGAGUACAUCGAGGAGGAUCUCGGCAACAAGAGCGACCUCUUCCUCCGCUCCAACCCGGUGCACAAGACGGUGCCGGUGCUCAUCCACAACGGCAACCCCAUCUGCGAGUCGAGCAUCAUCGUGCAGUACAUCGACGAGUCCUUCCCCUCCUCCGCCGCCUCCCUCCUCCCCGCCGACCCCUACGACCGCGCCGUCGCUCGCUUCUGGGCCGCCUACAUCGACGACAAGCUAGCGGCGCCGUGGAGAAUGGUGUACAGGGUGAAGACGGAGGAGGAGAGGGACGAGCUCAUGAAGCAGACGCUCGCGGCGGUGGACGUGCUGGAGGGAGGACUGAAGGAGUGCUCCAAGGGGAAGGGAUGCUUCUUCGGCGGCGACAGCGUCGGCUACGUCGACGUCGUGCUGGGUGGCCUCGUGUCGUGGGUGCACGCCAGCGACAAGCUCUCCGGCGCCAAGCUCUUCGACGCCGCCAAGGCGCCGCUGCUGGCGGCGUGGCUGGGGCGCUUCGGCGAGCUGGAUGCCGCCAAGGCCGUCCUGCAGGACGUCGACAAGGUGGUCGAGUACGCCAAGAAGUUCCAGCCAAGGGAUUCCGGCACGGCUGCAGAUCGACAAGCAGUAAACUCAAACCUCUGCAUACGUUGCAACUUGCAACUUAAGCAACCGAUCAAGUCGGAUUUUAUAUACGCAGGCGCAUACUUGAUUUUGAUUAGGAAAUCUGAAAACUCCCCGGGCGUAGUGCAGGAAAUGGCAGGAGGAGGAGGAGCAGGCGAGCUCAAGCUGCUCGGACACUGGGCGAGCGCCUACGUCACCAGAGUGAAGCUCGCGCUCCACCUCAAGGGCGUGAGCUACGAGUACGUCGAGGAGGAUCUCCGCAACAAGAGCGACCUCCUCCUCGCCUCCAACCCGGUGCACAAGACGGUGCCCGUGCUCAUCCACAACGGCAACCCCAUCCGCGAGUCGCAGAUCAUCGUGCAGUACAUCGACGAGGCCUUCUCCGGCGCCGGCGACUCCCUCCUCCCCGCCGACCCCCACGAACGCGCCGUCGCUCGCUUCUGGACCGCCUAUAUCGAAGACAAGCUGGUGGCGCCAUGGGAGAAGGUGUUCAGGGCCAAGACGGAGGAGGAGAGGGCCGCGUGGAUGAAGCAGAUGUUCGUCGCGGUGGAAGCUCUCGAGGGAGGCCUGAAGGAGUGCUCCAAGGGGAAGGGAUGCUUCUUCGGCGGCGACAGCGUCGGCUACGUCGACGUCGUGCUGGGGGGUGGCGUCUCCUUCGUGCACGCCAACGACGUGAUCACCGGUGGAAAGCUCUUCGACGCGGCGAAGACGCCGCUGCUGGCGGAGUGGUUGGGGCGCUUCGGCGAGCUCGACGCCGCCAAGGCGGUGCUGCAGGACGUCGACAGGGCAGUGGAGUACACCAAGGUGCUGUACGCACGGAAUGCCGCCACUACCGCCGCAAACAACUGAAUUUACUCAGCUUAAGCAGGCGUCGCGACGUGUCUCGGGCUCUCGGCUGGCUGCGUGCCUUGCUCGGACAAAUGUACGGAGGACAGCUGUGGAUUAGAUUGUUCAGUAUUUUCACUCGCUGUGGUCGUUAUCUGUUGAUUGCUGAAAUAAUUGCCAUGAAAUAAAUCGUUUCCUAAGCAAA